Molecule: messenger RNA, 416 nt
Organism: Rubroshorea leprosula
Lineage: Eukaryota; Viridiplantae; Streptophyta; Magnoliopsida; Malvales; Dipterocarpaceae
Source: the annotation of a GenBank genome assembly
GAUCUCCCAAUCUCUUGCUCUCCUCCAUCUCACUUGUUGUCGAAGCCGGUGCUACUCUGACGAGGAGGCUCUAUUGCAUUGAUUGUCUGAUAAUAUGGCUUCAGCUGCUUUCAUUGAGCCUCUUCCUGUAAUAGAGUUUGUUGCCCAACUUCUGGGCAAGGAUGUACCCAUUGUCUUAUUCUGAUCGAGUGAAGGUUAAAAAGGCCCUUGGAGGAGUGAAAGUUGAGCAACCCACAGAGGGAAUGUAUGGAGAAAAUACCGUGUUUCAGGAUUGAUAUCUCAACCUACCAGCGAACUAGUGUUUCCUGUAGAUGACAACCCAACAAUGAAAUCAGUUUAUCGAAUACUUCCAGGAGAUGUAUGGCUUCACCAUUCAACACACACAUUUACCUUGCUAAUAGACAUGUAUUUGAGGU